AUGGAGUCCAACACCAUGGGUGUGCAGAAGCAGCCGAGUGCGGAAGGUGUCCUAGAAAGGGACUACGAAGACACCGACUCUGAGAACGGGAUUCCCAUUUAUAGCAGUUUGGAGAAUUUGCUAUUAAUUCCGCCGUCGCUUUCUCAGGAAUUAUCGGAGGCGGCGAUGAAAGCGCAAGGCUACCUUGAGAAAUGGUCGAAUAAUCGUCGAGCGAUGGUUCGAAAAAUGGACAAAAUUGCAAGUGAUUUGGACAGCUGGGAUCGUGGAUGUGCGAUUUCGACGGCUGUUGGCAGCGGUGUAGGCGUCGCUAGUGGAUUCGCCGCCAUCGGAGGACUCAUAUUCAUGCCGCCCGUCGCGAUUGCGGGAUUCAUUGUCGGCACUGUCGCUGGCGCUUCAAAUGUGAUCACGGGCGUCUCGAAGUGGAGUCACUUCAAAAGCGCAGCGAUGGAAUUGAACGCGAUGGUCGAGAAUGACAAAAUGCUGUUCAAGGAGCUCAUGCAGAGUCGCGAGGAGUUGUUCAGUGUGAUCAAGAAGGUGAUCGAUGAGGAGGAGCAGAAUCAGAAGUUUGAUGGAAUCGACGUUGGCAAUAAUAUCAAGAGCAUUUUGGGUGGAUCGGUGUUUGGCGCAACUGGCUGCGCCACAAGAUUCGCCAUUGGGCAAAUGGGUCGGUUGUCGUCGAGCUUGGUGAAGGGUGUACUCCAUGGCGCCGCCGCCAUCGGCAUCAUUAUGGACGCCGUCACGUUGGCGAUGAGCGCGAAAGAGUUGAGCGACGGCAAGCCGUCGGAUUUCGCCGAACAAGUUCGAGCGGCCGCCCAUCAGUACGAGAUCCAUCGGAUGAAGGUGAACCGUGGCUUUCUGAAUCAGGAUAUUUGGAAUGACAACGAGGAAGCGGAUGCGAAUCGCGACGAUGAGCUGAUGGAGUUCGGCGAGGAUUCGUCCGACAUUGGGUCUUUCGUUCGUAUGAGUCAAUCAUCGACACCGGUCAAUUUCUAG
This is a messenger RNA of Caenorhabditis bovis, 993 nucleotides long. The record is from the annotation of a GenBank genome assembly. Lineage: Eukaryota; Metazoa; Nematoda; Chromadorea; Rhabditida; Rhabditidae.